Molecule: messenger RNA, 634 nt
Organism: Cherax quadricarinatus
Lineage: Eukaryota; Metazoa; Arthropoda; Malacostraca; Decapoda; Parastacidae
Source: RefSeq, a predicted model, not a curated record
AUGGGGGACCUGAGCCCCGAUGGAGAACGUCAUAUGUGUCAGCAGGGCGUGUGUGUGGGCGUGGGUCGCCCCUGGGAGGAGCAGGAAGUGUGGGGCGCCUUCCGUCGCUGGCAUAUCCUCUUCCUCUCUGCACUUACCUGCCUGGCCUUCACCGUAUUCUGCUGCUGCGUGUUCAGGUGCCGUGUUCCUAGGACUAAGCAGGAGAUAGAAGCUGACUUCAUAAGGAGGAAGUUGGCCAAGAAGUUCCAUCGUCAACUCAACAUCAUAAACAACUCCGAGAUGGAUGAGAUGGAUCUGCUUAAGGCUCUGGAGCGACUGAGAGCUGAACUGAGAGCUGACUCUGGCAGCCUGGCUCAGUCAGAAGCCUUCUCAACGCUCUCCUUCACACCUACCGGUACCCCCACCUACAGGAAGGGAUCAGAGCUUCACUUAGGUGUGUCGCUGGAGGAGCUGCGCCUGGCCACGGACCAGGUGGGUCCCAUCAACAACCUGAGAGGUCGAGUGUCCAACAUCAUCUCUGGGGCGCUACGCAAGCUUAAGCACUGAACAUCUCCACUCACAGGACUACUACCAGGGCCUACAUAAUGGGCACUUCAGUAUAAACAGAAAUGUUAUCUUAUUAUUAUGCAAAGUA